GUCUAACACUUUUUAGAGUCGCUUAAUGAAACGAACUAGUUUAGUUUGAUUGCAAAACUUAAGGAGAACACAACAUUCAAGCGGAUUUUUGCCAAGUGAAGUGCUCAAAGAUUUCAAAAGAAAAAGCAAAGCAUAUUUGAACAGAAAUUCUCAGUGAAGUAAAAUAUAUUUUGAGAAAAUAAAUUUUAUUGUGUUUGAAGUUGACGUAGAAAAAAUGAAGGUGCAAAUUAUUUGUGGUGUUGCCUUGAUUUUAUUCGCGCAAACCUUGCAUGCGAUGGCCAUCGAAAGCCGGGAAAACGGUGAACAGUUAUUGCAUUUCGGCUUCAAAACGGAGAAUGGUCAAUCGCGCACCGAGGACAUUAAAUUCAAUAACACCAAAAGUGUGAUAAGCGAUAAUCCAGAGGAGUCUGGUGAUAAGCCUGUUACAACUGUGAAACCUGUGGAAUAUCGUGGUGGUUACAGUUUCAUCUCCGCGGAUGGCUACGAAUACACCGUACUCUAUAAAGCCAACAAGAACGGCUUCCAACCCUAUGUCACAGCACGCAAGAUACACAACGAUAAAAUUUGAGCAACAACAACACUAGCGUGAAAUAUGCUAUAUCAAUAUAAUUUAAUUCGUCUACGAGUAUUCGUGUUAUUUUUUAGUGUUAUUGUAAUGAUUACUUGUGUACCCGUAUUUUAAGUUGUGAUAACGAAAUUAAUUUAGGUUGUUGUAUUGUAACUACAGUUAUAAAUUUUUGGUAAACA
Molecule: messenger RNA, 747 nt
Organism: Zeugodacus cucurbitae (melon fly)
Lineage: Eukaryota; Metazoa; Arthropoda; Insecta; Diptera; Tephritidae
Gene: Cpr65Ay
Product: endocuticle structural glycoprotein SgAbd-5
Exons: 3
Coding region: 215-568 (117 amino acids)
Source: RefSeq, a predicted model, not a curated record